AUGACCUUACAAAAUUUUACAACAUAUCCAUGUUCUAAGCAGAAUAUUGAAUAUAAAAAACGCACGGCCACAAAAGCAUCAAAUGUUCACGAACACAUCGAAAAUUCUGUUGAAAAGAGAGCUGAUUUAAAUAAAGAGAAGAAUGAAAUUUUAAGGGAAAAAAGACAGACGUAUUAUGCCAGUUUUGAAUCCAAGAAAAGUGGGAGUCCUGACAUAAAAAAACCAACUGAAAAAAAAUAUGACAAGGCUUCAAUCCUAAAACAACUCAAAGAUGAAGAAAUAUCAUUACAAAGAAAGGAAGAACAAAUUGAAAAAGACAAGAAAAAAUAUGCAAUGCCUCAUUCUAUACCUUUAGGAUAUGAUGGAUUUUAUAACAAGUAUUUUUAUUUUGAUGGUUUGGGUAUAACAGUUGGAGAAAAAUAUGGUACAGGUAAAAUUUGGGAACAAGUUCCCCAGAAACAAGAUUUGAGAAUGUUAACUGAUAGAGAUAUGCAACAUUAUUACAAAAGAAAAAAAGCUGAAGAUUCAGGUAUGAAUUUUGGACAAUGGGGUUACUAUGAAGACGUAUCAGAUGUUAUGAACAGAGAAUCUGUAUUGAAGAAUAAACUUUUAAAUCACUAUCAAGAACUUUCGACUUGUUUAAUGAAAAGGAAACAGGAUUUGACCACACCUUGUAUGACAAUUGAAGUGAGAAGAAGUAAACGAGUACAAAUUACUAAUGCAGUACUUUCUUCACAAUAA
Molecule: messenger RNA, 741 nt
Organism: Entrophospora candida
Lineage: Eukaryota; Fungi; Glomeromycota; Glomeromycetes; Entrophosporales; Entrophosporaceae
Source: the annotation of a GenBank genome assembly